AUGGACUUCGAUUCUGGAAAUUUAAACGGGAGCAACAAGGCACGAACUGUGGAGCUAGAGCUAGAAUUCGACUCUUCAGAGAGUGAUUCAGAGCAAGAUGACACUGAUGACCAAGAAACUGUCCCUAUGGACACCCAAAUAGCAGAAUUCAGGAAGGCGAUGCAUGAUGCUAUGGAGCUUUUUGAGGACCAGGUGGCCAAGGCGAAUGAAAAGUUUGCGGAAAGAUUCAUAGCAUCUAAUCAGAUGAAUCGUACAUUGGUGGACGAAUCUAAGCACCGUCGUAAUAUGCCGACAAUGUAUUUACAGUGA
Metarhizium brunneum ARSEF 3297 is the source of this 309-nucleotide messenger RNA. RefSeq lists its product as uncharacterized. Lineage: Eukaryota; Fungi; Ascomycota; Sordariomycetes; Hypocreales; Clavicipitaceae. The record is from RefSeq and is a predicted model, not a curated record.